UGUUUCACCUAGUUUAUGUCCGCAAAUUGUAACUUAUGUUUCUGAGUUCUUCUUGAUUAGUUUAGCUUAUUGCUGCUACACUUUUAGAACCGAACAUGGCGAGUCUUGGCCACAUAGCCAGAGAAUCAUCGAACGUCACACGCCUCGCCCAGUUUUACAAAGAGAUAUUUGGAUUUGAAGAGAUCGAAAGUCCUGAUUUUGGAGACCUAAAGGUCAUAUGGCUAAACUUACCAGGUGCUUUUGCAAUGCACAUCAUCCAGAGAAACCCUUCAACAAACCUUCCAGAAGGUCCUUACAGUGCCACCUCUGCGGUUAAGGAUCCUAGCCAUCUCCCAAUGGGUCACCAUAUCUGCUUCUCUGUCUCCAACUUCGACUCUUUCCUUCACUCUCUCAAGGAGAAAGGGAUAGAAACUUUUCAGAAGUCUCUUCCUGAUGGAAAAGUCAAGCAAGUUUUCUUCUUUGAUCCAGAUGGAAACGGAUUAGAGGUAGCAAGUCGAUCUUGAGCCUUGAACCUGAAAUAUGCUUGUGGUGGUAUCACUUAAAUAAAAGUAUGAAUAAUCAGUUUGUUUGGAACAGGAUAAAUAAGGCUGCAUAUGUAAAGUCUCACUCAUGCCUAGGUUUUUUUUUUUUUUUGUGAAUGAAAAUAUGUGCUUUUUUAUGUCUAGGUUUGAUGUUAACUAUUGACAACUUACACUUCAACGCUCAUGUCAUGUGCCUUGAAUGUUGGAAUUAUAUAGUCAUUAAUGAGCUUUUCUUGUC
Messenger RNA from Camelina sativa (false flax), 759 nucleotides. RefSeq names its product Lactoylglutathione lyase / glyoxalase I family protein. The record is from RefSeq and is a predicted model, not a curated record. Lineage: Eukaryota; Viridiplantae; Streptophyta; Magnoliopsida; Brassicales; Brassicaceae.